This is a messenger RNA of Chiloscyllium plagiosum (whitespotted bambooshark), 1916 nucleotides long. RefSeq names its product vertebrate ancient long opsin a (gene valopa). The record is from RefSeq and is a predicted model, not a curated record. Gene Ontology annotation, biological process: G protein-coupled receptor signaling pathway; visual perception. Gene Ontology annotation, cellular component: membrane. Gene Ontology annotation, molecular function: G protein-coupled receptor activity. Lineage: Eukaryota; Metazoa; Chordata; Chondrichthyes; Orectolobiformes; Hemiscylliidae.
AUGUCCACUUCUGGAGGUAGGACCAUUAAUCGCACAGAAGACCAAGAGGGAAGACCUAAGAUUAAAGAGGGACAACUGCUGUGGUCUGAAAUCCUGUUAUUUGCCUUCUGCUUUUACGAGUUUGGGGGACAGGCUUCAGGUGAAUUUCUCUGCGGUACAAACAAGAUGAAUUCCUCUUGGGGAGGAGCUGCCAAUGAAACCCCCUCCUCCGACAGGGGGGCUGGGAUCUCUCCGUCUCCAGAUGCCUUCAGUGGUCCCCUCCGCACCAUCGAACCCUGGAAUUUCAAAGUUCUGGCGACGUUAAUGUUUUUCGUGACAUUUCUGUCACUGUCUGAAAACUUCCUGGUCUUGCUGGUGACCUACAGAUACAAGCAGCUGCGCCAGCCUCUCAACUACAUCAUUCUCAAUCUGUCAGUAGCCGAUUUCCUGGCAUCGCUGGUCGGUGGCACUCUCAGCUUCCUCACGAACCUUUACGGAUAUUUCUUCCUCGGCGCCUGGGCGUGCGUUCUGGAAGGUUUUGCGGUAACUUUCUUCGGCAUUGUGGCACUCUGGUCACUCGCAGUGCUAGCCUUUGAGCGGUAUUUUGUGAUCUGCCGACCACUGGGUAAUAUCCGCUUGCAGGGAAAGCACGCUGUCCUUGGCAUUGUCUUCAUUUGGGUGUUUUCCUUCAUCUGGACUUUCCCACCUAUCAUUGGCUGGAGCAGUUACACUCUCAGUCCAAUUGGCACAACCUGUGAACCUAAUUGGUAUUCUGGAGAACUCAAAGAUCACUCCUAUAUUAUUGCACUUUUUACAACUUGUUUCAUAAUGCCCUUAUUGCUUAUAGUUGUAUCUUAUGGAAAACUGAUGACGAGACUAAGGAAGGUGGCAAAUACGCAAGGGAGGUUGGGAGUUGCAAGAAAACCUGAAAAGCAAGUCACCAGGAUGGUAAUUGUCAUGAUAGUGGCAUUUCUUUUCUGCUGGUCACCAUACUCAGUUUUCUCCAUAAUGGUGACUAUUUGUCCAACCAUUGAGUUAGAUCCACGGAUAGCAGCAAUACCAGCUUUCUUCGCAAAAACUGCAACAGUUUAUAAUCCAAUCAUUUACGUGUUCAUGAAUGGACAGUUUAGGAAAUGUCUCCUUCAAAUGUUCAGCCUCUCUGAACCCGAAAUCCACCCAACAGCAGAGCAUGCAAUGCAAGCAGGUAACAAUAAUGAGAGAGAAAUGUCCACCAUUGCAACACGGAUGACUUCUUACUGCAAUACAGCAACAAAACCAGAAGAAGGAAACAAACGUGACACCUUUGCUCAACUGCCAAUUCCUGAAAAUGAAGCUUACCCGGUGUAAAUACAAAGGACAUGUAACUUUCAAUGUGCAGUUAAAGUAUUCAAUCAUUACACAUCAUGAUCAUGUGAAAAUUAGUCUGAGUUGAAUGCAAACUGGGAGCACAUCAAGCAUUCAAUCUUCUUUUCUAUUUCAUCGACUGUGGCAAUAGUGAGCCUCAGAUAAGGAAUUGAAUGAUCAUGCUCAAGAAUAACACCUAAAUAUGUCAUUGGCAAUGUCAUAGAGAAUUCUGUCAAAGUUAAUUUGUAAGUCACAACUUCACGUAGAGAUGUAAUUCACAACAGCACAACAGAUUCAACCGAAUUAAUUACUUGUGUAUUACACAGGCAAGUACGCUCCAAAUCAGUAACUGUGGUUUGCAAAUGUUCUCAGUUCCAAAAAUAACAUGAUAUCACAUUUUUUAUUUACUGAUUGGAUGCGUGCUUUGCUGGCUGGCCAGAAUUUAUUUCCUGACCCAGUUGCCCUUGAGAAAGUGGUGGCUAGCUUCCUUCUUGAACAUCUGCUGUAGGUCGACCCAUAAUACCCUUAGGGUGGAAAUUCCAGAAUCUCGAUCCAGAGACAGUAAAGGAGCAGCAAUAUAUUUCCAAGUCAGG